Molecule: messenger RNA, 1386 nt
Organism: Mytilinidion resinicola
Lineage: Eukaryota; Fungi; Ascomycota; Dothideomycetes; Mytilinidiales; Mytilinidiaceae
Product: mRNA triphosphatase CET1
Exons: 1
Coding region: 20-1162 (380 amino acids)
Biological process (GO): 7-methylguanosine mRNA capping; polynucleotide 5' dephosphorylation
Cellular component (GO): mRNA capping enzyme complex
Molecular function (GO): polynucleotide 5'-phosphatase activity
Source: RefSeq, a predicted model, not a curated record
ACACAACACACUACACACUAUGGACAUCAGGUCGCUCAUAAAUCCCACACCCCCCUCUCGUGUCUCUACUCCAUCAAACGCAGUUCCCAACGAUGGCCCUCGAAAACGUAAGCGCACGCCUCUUCCAGCCUCACCCUCGAAGCAAACGUCGCAACGACCGCGCCGCAAACGACACGAUCCCAUACCGAUCUGGGCUAUUCGAGAAGGAGAUAUGCAACCCCACGCGCCGCCAAUCCAAGCCCCGGUCCAAGACGAUAUCGAGACCGACGACGCGCCUGAACCUGCCCUCGAGCCUUCGAUCACAAACAUUACCCCGUACGAUGAGAUCACGCGCAGCGUGUGCGACUUCAUUUGGCAAAAUGUGGUGAUGAACUCGGCUGUACGGAGAGCUUUGGCGGAGUCGCCAGACACGCAGGUGGAGAUUGAGGCCAAAUGGGGCCAGAUGCAAGACAAGCGCACUGGGGAGCGCUUCACAGGCGUACACCAGACGGAAUGCGUGGUGGAUGAAAUGGAUCUGGGCGACAGCAUCAAGUUCGUCAGCACCAUGUCGGAGGCGCAACAUCAGAAAAUGAACAAGUUCCUUAAUGGAUGCGUGACGGACGCGAAGGGGGACCGUAUUCGAGCUCGCGCGCCACUAGACUAUAAACAUGUCAAAGAAAUCGACAAGUUCUUCGAGCUCAACCAUGCAGGUUUCGAGAUCCUCUCCCCGGCCACCAAAGCUCUCCUUCAGACCUUCCUUCGAAAAAGAGUUCGUCUCAGUAGGGACAUGAAGACUGGGCGAGAGCUGGGCAAGAUCAUUAAGCACCGAAUCGCCAACCUCCAUAUCAGCUCCCCGAAGACGGAAUGGGACUACCGGGUCAGCAUAAACCUCGAAAUCAAUUAUCCCCGAGCGGUGAAUGAUCUUGAACCUGCUGCAGAGAGCGGUCUGCCUCAAGAACGAAAGAAGGAUCGAAUGUCGUACACACACCAGAACACCUACCAGAUCGAUUUAACUCAAGUGGUCAAUGAGUCAGGUGUCAAGAACCACGAGCUGGAACUGGAGCUAUACGGGGACAUGCUGGUGCGCGAAGCGGAUAAGAUUAACCAAAAACUGCCCAGCACGUACGAGGGGGUAGUGGGAAUGUUGGUGAAUAACUUGCGCGUCUUGUCGCGGGCCAUAUGAAGCCCUGGAGAUGGUUGUUCUUUGUAUAUUAUCUUAGGGAGCUAUGCCGGCGCUGCAAAGGGGGCAUGAGCCGGCGCUUGGUUUUUUUUGGAGGACUGGAAGGUCCGAAGCGAUACCCUUACAUAUUCCUGGUGUCUCUUCAUAGCACCAGUCUGACCUCUAUCGUAAGACUCUGCCUGUCAUAGUGAAUGUGAUCUCGCCAGCCGGUGCUCCUACUUCUUCUA